CCGCUUCCGUGAUCUGCAGAAUAUGGCGCCUCCGGUAACUCUGAAUCUCAGUAACGAGGUUGUGAAGAUGAGAAAAGAAGUGAAGAGAAUACGAGUUUUGAUCAUCAGAAAACUUGUCAGGAGUGUUGUCAGGCUAAAGUCAAAAAAGGGUACUGAUGAUGCACUGUUAAAAAAUCAAAGACGUGCACAACGAUUGCUUGAAGAAAUCCAUGCCAUGAAAGAAUUGAAACCUGAUACAGUAACUAAAUCUGCUCUUGGUGAUGAUAUCAACUUUGAAAAAAUCUGCAAAAAGCCAGAUUCUACUGCAACUGAAAGAGCAAUUGCCAGACUAGCUGAACACCCUGUACUGAAGAAAAAAAUAGAUACACUGAAAGCUACUGUCCAAGCCUUUAAAGAGGCAAGACAAACUGCUACUGAAGUUAAGAACACUGCAGAAGAUCAUUUUAAGGACACUUUGUAUUCAGUUGAUGAAGAAAGUAAGUCACAGCGUGAAGGAUCUAAGACCACUGAGCAGAAAUUGAAAGAAGCCAAAAUCCAGGCAAAGAAACCAAUAAAUAAUCCAAAAGAAAGAAUCCCCAAAAUGGAACAUGGACCCAAAACAGUGAACAUUCCAAAUUCCUUGUCAAAGCCUUUAGAAAAGGAUUCUAUAACUUCCUGUGAGUCCCAGAAGACUCCUGCUGACCCAAACAUGAAAGUAUUAAGUCAAAUAAAUAAAAAGAAAGGAUUGGAUAGCUUGCUUGGUGAUGACAGUGAUAGCGAACAAGAAUUAUAUGAAGAAGAAAAGGAGUAUUUUGAUGAUAGCACAGAAGAAAGGUUCUACCAACAGUCUUCUAUGUCUGAAGAGAGUGACAGUGGUGAUGACUUCUUCAUUGGGAAAGUCAAACGGACACGAAAGAAGGAAAGUAGUUGUCAUAUUUCAGCUGAGGAACAAAAACCUCUCCAACAAGUGUUAUCCAGAGAAGAUAUACGUGAAACCCAUUGGAGUGGGGAUGCAAGAAAUGACAAAAACAAGCCAAGUACAAAAGACAUGAAGUUUGAAUCAUUGUUUUUUAACUCUUUAUCUGGUUCUAAAAGUUCUAGAAGAGAGCAUAGAGAGCAAGCUCCAAAAACUAAAAUCUCAGAAAAUGAACCUCCUAUUAAGAAUCACUGUACAAAGAAUGCACAAAGAAGACUUGAAAAUACAAGCCAGCCAUUCAGCGCACCUCUUCAUCCUUCGUGGGAAGCAAGCAGAAAGCGGAAAGAACAGCAGUCUCUAACUGCUGUGUUUCAGGGGAAAAGGAUUACGUUUGAUGAUUGAUUAGUCCCCUUUUUUUAAUGAACUUUCUACCUAAAAUUGAUUCCUUUUUUUUUCUAACCUCUUAUUUCAAAUUGUAUUUUUUAUUCUUUUUGGAGGCCUUAUAAAUUAUGUUUGUUUUUAUUGUGUUGUGUUUACAUAAGUCUUUUAUAAAUUGAGUACAUCCUUAAAUUCAUUUUUAAUGGUAUGCUCCAAGUUAUUUCUUCCAUAAUAAAAUUAGGAGAUUAUAGCAAUCUAAGCUUUUCUCAUUUGGGCUUAUCAUGAAGUAUAUUUUCAUAGUUCAGCUUUGAAAUGUCAAGUUAUAGUUAAAAUAAUGAUGGAUAAAAAUAGAUCACCUUUAUUAUGUUAUUAUUAGCACACCAAAACUAGUAACUUUUAUUCUGGAUAUACACAUAAUAUAAAAAUAACAAGUUUUUGAAAGGUUCCAGCCUGAGUACAGAGUGCUAA
Molecule: messenger RNA, 1741 nt
Organism: Octodon degus (degu)
Lineage: Eukaryota; Metazoa; Chordata; Mammalia; Rodentia; Octodontidae
Gene: Srfbp1
Product: serum response factor binding protein 1
Exons: 8
Coding region: 23-1297 (424 amino acids)
Biological process (GO): maturation of SSU-rRNA
Cellular component (GO): 90S preribosome; nucleus
Source: RefSeq, a predicted model, not a curated record